Pseudovirgaria hyperparasitica is the source of this 1118-nucleotide messenger RNA. Its product is annotated as Emopamil-binding protein. Gene Ontology annotation, molecular function: cholestenol delta-isomerase activity. The record is from RefSeq and is a predicted model, not a curated record. Gene Ontology annotation, biological process: sterol metabolic process. The coding region runs from base 142 to 1053 and encodes 303 amino acids. The transcript has 3 exons. Gene Ontology annotation, cellular component: endoplasmic reticulum; membrane. NCBI's taxonomy places the organism in Eukaryota, Fungi, Ascomycota, Dothideomycetes, Acrospermales, Acrospermaceae.
CCUACAUCAUCACAAUUCCCUCCGAAACCGACGUCGCAGUCCCGUCCGACUGACUCUGUAGCCAACGCACCACCCAGUCCCCUCACGCCAACACACACACAUACACACGCCCACGCCCACGCCCACGCCCACGCCCACAACAUGUCCACCCGCAGCCCAUCCCCGUCCCCGUACGCCGACCCGCAAAUCGACACAACAACAGUCCUCUCCCUGCUCACCACCGUCGCCAUCCUCGCCGCCGCCUACGCGACAUCCACGCGCCUCCUCCCCUCCUCCGCCUCCACAAAGACCCGCAUCCUCUUCGUCUGGCACGCCUUUGACGCCCUCAUUCACACCUUCCUCGAGGGCACAUUCCUACUCAACUGCUUCCUCACCUCCGUCCCCACGCCGCCUUCUCCGCUCGACACGCUCGCCGCCGCCGCCGCUCCGCCCUCAAAGCGCUGGUUCGCCGCCUCCCCUCCUCCGUCCCCGGCUCCCGUUCCGCCAUCCUCUGCCUCCUCCUCCUCCUCCGCCAUCCUCUCCGCCAUCGCCGCCGCCGCACCCCCGCUCACCCCUCCCGGCAUCCACUUCCUCGCCGACGCACAGAACCUCUACGGCAGCAUCUACGGCACCAACCCGGCCGCCCGUCUCUGGCAGGAAUACGCAAAAGCCGACCGGCGCUGGGGCGGCGCCGACCUGACCAUCGUCUCGCUCGAGCUGCUGACCGUGUGCAUUGGCGCGCCCCUGGCGGCGUAUAUCUGCGUGCUGCUUGUGCGUGGCGCGCGGGGUGAUCGGCGGGCUGGGAAGGGCGUGUGGUUCUGGAUGGGCGUGUUGGCGACGGGGGAGUUGUAUGGUGGGUUCAUGACGUUUGCGCCUGAGUGGUUGAGUGGGUGUGGGAAUUUGGAGACGGGGAAUUGGCUGUUUCUCUGGGUCUACCUGACCUUCUUCAACAUGCUCUGGGUCGUCCUGCCCGUCUGGAUCCUGGUCGAGGCCUACCGCUUCAUCACCGCCGGCCUGUUCUCCAAGGAGGAGAUGGUCGAGCUGAUGGAGUACAUCCCGAAGAAGGACAAUUGAGCUUGCUGUCGAGGAGGUGUUUGGCUGGGGGCUGGUAUAUACGAUUGGUAAUAUUUGCACGGAGG